Molecule: messenger RNA, 5564 nt
Organism: Zootoca vivipara (common lizard)
Lineage: Eukaryota; Metazoa; Chordata; Lepidosauria; Squamata; Lacertidae
Gene: MB21D2
Product: Mab-21 domain containing 2
Source: RefSeq, a predicted model, not a curated record
CUCGCGCGCUCCCGGGCGCCGGGAUCCGGGGCGGAGGAGGAGGAGAAGGAGAGGAGGAGGAGCAGCCGCCGCGGGGCGGGCAGCCGGCGAGCGCCAGGCCCGGCCUGCCUGCCUGCCUGGCUGCUGCCUGGGCGCUGGCGGCAGCAGCGGCGUCUCCUGGUUGCGCGGCGCCUGCCUGGUGUCCCGCUCGCGGUCUGGCUGGCCGGGCGGCGGGCGCGGCUUCUCGGUGCGCUGCGUCUGCUGCUCCUCCUGGCCGGCGCGAAGAUGGCCGCUCCUCCGCUGGCCGCCAAGGCCGGCUCGGGCGCCGCGCCUGGCCCGGGCCGGGCUCCCUCGUCGUCGUCCGGCGGCUCGUCGGUGUCCUCCUCCGCGGCCGCCGCCUUCCCGGAGCUGGACUUCCGCUCGGGCGCCCGCGUCGAGGAGCUCAACCGGCUCAUCCAGGAGUUCACGCGCCAUGACCAGCGCGAGUACGACGACCAGCGCGCGCUCGAGAUCCACACCGCCAAGGACUUCAUUUUCUCCAUGCUGGGCAUGGUGCAGAAACUAGACCAAAAGCUCCCAGUUGCCAAUGAGUACUUGCUCCUCUCUGGGGGUGUCCGGGAAGGCGUGGUGGACCUGGACUUGGAUGACCUGAACAUCUACGCCCGCGGCACCGACUACGACAUGGACUUCACCCUCCUGGUGCCAGCCCUGAAGCUCCACGACCGCAACCAGCCCGUCACCCUGGACAUGCGCCACUCGGCCCUGUGCCACUCGUGGCUGAGCCUGCGGCUCUUUGACGAGGGCACCAUCAGCAAGUGGAAGGACUGCUGCACCAUCGUGGACCACAUCAACGGCGCCACCAACUACUUCUUCUCCCCCACCAAGGUGGCCGACUGGUUCCACGACUCCAUCAGCGUGGUCCUGGCCGAGAUCCAGAAGAAGCCCCAAAGGGGGAUGCCCAGGGUGGAGAAGGUGGAGAAGAACGGGACCAUCAUCUCCAUCAUCCUGGGGGUGGGCAGCAGCCGCAUGCUCUACGACAUUGUCCCCGUCGUGUCCUUCAAAGGCUGGCCGGCCGUGGCCCAGAGCUGGCUGAUGGAGAACCACUUCUGGGAUGGGAAGAUCACCGAGGAGGAGGUCAUCAGCGGGUUUUACCUGGUCCCCGCCUGCUCCUACAAAGGGCGGAAGGACAACGAGUGGCGGCUGUCUUUUGCCCGCAGUGAGGUCCAGCUGAAGAAGUGCAUCUCCGGCAGCCUCAUGCAGGCCUACCAGGCGUGCAAGGCCAUCAUCAUCAAGCUGCUCUCGCGCCCCAAGGCCAUCAGCCCCUACCACCUGCGCAGCAUGAUGCUCUGGGCCUGCGACCGGCUGCCCGCCAGCUACCUGGCGCAGGAGGACUACGCGGCCCACUUCCUCCUGGGCCUCAUUGACGACCUGCAGCACUGCCUAGUGAACAAGAUGUGCCCCAACUACUUCAUCCCCCAGUGCAACAUGCUGGAGCACCUGUCCGAGGAGACGGCCAUGCUCCACGCCCGCAAACUCUCCUCGGUGCGCUCGGACCCGGCUGAGCACCUCCGGACUGCCAUCGAGCACGUCAAGGCGGCUAACCGGCUGACCCUGGAGCUCCAGCGGAGGGGCAGCGCCACCAGCAUCCCCUCCCCGCAGUCGGACGGCGGAGACCCCAGCCAGCCGGACGACCGGCUAGCCAAAAAGCUCCAGCAGCUGGUCACCGAGAACCCGGGCAAGUCCAUCUCCGUCUUCAUCAACCCGGACGAUGUCACGCGGCCGCACUUCCGGAUCGACGACAAGUUCUUCUGAGGGUCGGCCUCCCACCCUACCCCAAUUUCAGACUCGAGCUUUGGCUCACCGCCACCCCAAGCCCCUCUCCCUCCCACUCCCCCUUUUGGAAUCUUUUUUUAAAAAAACAUAUCCAGCUUAGAUUGGAUUCGCGGAGGACAAAAGACAGACUUCUUCCUGGUUCUGCAGGAUGGGGCAGUUUCUUACUGUUUCGUUUGCUGCUAAUUUCCCCCUUUCCUGCCCAUUUCUGGCCUGUGUGUAGCUUUUAAGGAAAACUUGAAGCCACACUUCCUGGCUUCCCCCUCUUCCUCCUCCUUUUGCAACCUUCUUUUCCCUGUUGAUCUUCUGUUGCUUUUUGUUGCCGGAGCUCCUUCCCUUUACUCCAAGGUCAGGAGUGUGAGGAGUUCCAGAUGGGGAUUUUUUUGGGGGGUGGGGUGGGGGUGUUGUGGCUUCCUUUCCAUUGCUGGGGGGGGGGUGUCCCAUUUUCAUUUGCUGCAUUUCCUCUUUUGCUCACCCAGAAGGACCAAGGCGGCUUUGCAAACCGCGAUGAAACUUCCCAAAACGAUGGGGUGUUUCAUCCCCCACACAGCCCCACCCCCCCAAGUCACUUCUUCUUGAAUGUAAUAGCUCAGAUUUGGACUUCUCACGGCAUAAGGAAAAGCGCCUCGGCCCAUCUUCCAGGCGGGGGAAGGGGGAAAGGUUCUGGAAUGUUAGUUUUUAGUGCGUGUAAUUAUUCAAAGCCUUAUUUAAAUGCUAUUAAAGAACGUACCAUUAUAAAUGUUAAUUUGCACUAAUGACAUCAUCUGCCGGCUUCUGGCUUCUUCUAAGGAUUUUGAAUCUGGGGGGAGGGUGGGGAUCCCUCUGCCAGGUGCUCGGUCCCUGCUGCUUUCCUGGAUCCACUGAGGGAGGCUGCUGGCUCCCAGCUGGCGGAUGACCCCGUGGCCUGGCUAGAAAGGCUUUGCAGCAGAGCCCAUGGAUAAAAUCGCCUCCUUGCUUAGCUUCUCCUAAGCCCCCUUUCGGUACCAACAGCUCCUGCUCUGCAGCUUCACCAUUCUGGCCGCAGAGAAUCCACGUUGGGGGCCUCCCUGCUGGCGGAAGAGAGGGGGCCUGGGGUGCUUUGACCCGGGAGACCCAGCCCAGCUCUGUGGUAGAGCCAAAGGGACUGAGUUCAGCUCCCAACUGCAUCUCUGGCAAUGCAGCUGCCAUUCAUGCCUACAGUGCAGAGCCAUGGCUUCCUGUGUCAACCAGCCCUUCGGAAGCAUGAGGACUAGAACCUUGCGUUGCAUUAAGGGGAACGGCUGUCGCUGCAGGCAUUUGAUCUGUCUGCAGAAGGCCUGGACUUCAAACCUCACUGGGAUCUCGGAGAAAAGCCUGAAACCCUUGGAGAAGCUGCUGCCAGCCAGUGCAAACAAUAUUGAGCUAGAUAGGUUCCCCCCCCCAACAGGCCUGGCUGGGAAUAGGGCAGCAGGCAGAGAGAGAGGUAUCAAUGGCCACUAGCCAGGCUGGCUCUGCUCUGCUUCCACAGCUGGAGACAGCCAUGCUUCUGAAUCCCAGUUGCUGGAAACCACAGGAGGGGAGAUCUUGUGUUCGAAUCCUGCUUGGGGCCUCCCAUCAGCUGGUCACUGUGAGAACAGGAUGCUGGGCUGGAUGGGCCAUUGGCAACCUCUUAUGCUAUUAUUAUUAUUAUUAUUAUUAUUAUUAUUAUUAUGAAUUUAUAUCCUCCCUUCCUCCUCAAGGACCCCAGGAUGGCAGAAAAUACAUUUUUGUAAAGGCAGUUUCCUGUGCGUUGCACCUUCAAGGGCCGUCUGGUCUGGCCUGGAGCAGGCAGUGGUGUAGCCUAGCCUUGAAGUUGCAGAUUAAUAAGAUGGGGAGGAGGACCACGGAGGUACCAAAGGCCACGACAGCCCCCCCGGCUUUUCAUUUAUAGUGUUGAUAGGCACAUAGUUCCAAGGAAGUGCCCUCAUAAACUCCACAGGGCUCAGGCAAGGAGGGCCAUGUCUCAGAAGGACCACAAGAAAUGGCAGAACCAGCUCCGCAGCCCCAGGAAAUACCAGAACCUGGCUGGGGGGUGGGAGGGCUUUCUUUGGGUGCCGCAGACCACAGGGGCCUGUUUUGUGGCUGCUUGAGGUUCCCCGCUCUCAUUUCAACCUGGCAGAGUCCCUCCGUAGAGGGGCCACCCCGUCACUCAGUGGGGGAGCCCGUCCAACAAGACCUCCACUUAAAGGCAAUCCUGUGAUGGGGAGCAGCGGAGACCAUUCUGGUCCUGAGAGGCUGGAGAGCUGCUGCCCGUCAGAGCAGGCCGGCCUUUCACCUGGCCAUGUGCCCCCUCCCCGCUGCUUUUGAACAGCUGCUCUCGUCAGCCAGCCUGGCCACGUGGAACUGAGGCUGAUGGGAGUUGUAGUCCAAGGCAGCAGCAGCCGGCUGGCCAUGGCUGGUGCAGGCAUUUCCUUCCUUUCUGCGCUGUGUCUCUUAGAUUGUCAGCCUGCGGGCAGGGGCUGUCUCGCUGUUUUUCUAAACGAUCUUUUGUACGCCUCUCUGGGAGCCUUUUCGGCAGAAGAAAGAGGGUCAAAAUGGCUUUCAAUAAAUUCCUUCAUAAAUGAAAAGGCAGCUUCUUCUGUACUUUGGAAAGACAAAGGGACUCAUCUGUUUGAUCUCCAUCACACAUGAAAGGUAGGUCACUAUCCCCCCCUCCCAGGAAGGCUCAGGGAAGACUGCAGUGGUCCUCACUGUGCAAAGAUUAGAACUGUGCAAUUCCUCAUUGCAUUAUGCAAACUCCCCUCCUUAUCCCCCCCCAGGCCCCUCUGCGUUCUCCAGCGCACCUGAGUCUGCCCCCCAACAUUGUUUCUUCUUCCUACCCCCCAUGCCACGCUUGCACCUUUGCCUCAAAAAGGUCAGCACCCUUUAGGUGAGCCUGAGACCUCCUUAGUCAUAGAAUUGUAGAACUGUAGAGUUGGAAGAGACCCAAAGAGUCGUAUAAUCUAAUCCGUUGCAAGGCAGGAAUUGCAGGGUAGAGGACCAUGAUAAUUGGAAGGGACUCAGGGCAUCAUCCGAACUGACUCCCCCCCCCCAAAAAAAGAAAAACACACCUCACAACAAUACGGCUGUGCUGCCUGGGGGUGUAGUCCAAAACACCUGGAGAGCACCAGUGUUGCAAACAGUACUUUUUGGGGAACGAGAGUCUUGGGCCCAGUCUUGUUCAACAUCUUUAUCAAUGACUUGGAUGAUGGGCUUGAGGGCAUCCUGAUCAAGUUUGCAGAUGACACCAAAUUGGGAGGGGUGGCUAAUACCCCAGAGGACAAGAUCACACUUCAAAAUGACCUGAACAGAUUAGACAACUGGGCCAAAGCAAACAAGAUGAAUUUUCACAAGGAGAAAUGUAAAGUACUACACCUGGGCCAAAAAAAAAAAAAUGAAAGGCACAAAUACAGGAUGGGAGACACCUGGCUUGAGAGCAGUACAUGUGAAAAGGAUCUAGGAGUCUUGGUAGACCACAAACUUGACAUGAGUCAACAGUGUGAUGCAGCAGCUAAAAAAGCCAAUGCAAUUCUGGGCUGCAUCAAUAGGAGUAUAGCAUCUAGAUCAAGGGAAGUGAUAGUACCACUGUAUUCUGCUCUGGUCAGACCUCACCUGGAGUACUGUGUCCAGUUCUGGGCACCACAGUUCAAGAAGGAUAUUGACAAGCUGGAACGUGUCCAGAGGAGGGCAACCAAAAUGGUCAAAGGCCUGGAAACAAUGCCUUAUGAGGAACGGCUUAGGGAGCUGGGUAUGUUUAGCCUGGAGAAGAGAAGGUUAAG